Molecule: messenger RNA, 372 nt
Organism: Protopolystoma xenopodis
Lineage: Eukaryota; Metazoa; Platyhelminthes; Monogenea; Polystomatidea; Polystomatidae
Source: the annotation of a GenBank genome assembly
GACACCGAACCUGAUGGUGAAACUAUGCACUUGGGCUUCAUCAUGAACGAACUAGCUACUGAGGCCUGUUCUGAAUAUGAGCAUCGCUCUGAUGGUCUCCCUUCAUCACUUCAGGAAGGCCUUUCUACCACAGACCAUACCACAACAGGUCUGGAAGAACUAGGCGUUGCCGAACUGGAUGAAGACGAAGAGGAUCUUUCAGGCGAUCUCCUCUCUCCAGCACUUACGGCCGUAACUACUGCUGAUUCUGUAGGUCUUGGAGUCCCGGUCUCAGGCGUUACCUUGGUUCAUUCAGGGACCAACAGACGUAAAUCUCCAGUUCGACCCAUGCAGGUUCUACAAACUGGUAAAGCUGCACCAGCGACUCGGUAA